AUGUAAGAUUAAGAAAAAUAGGGAAUAGAAGAUGCUAUAUUGUUGGGCAACUAAAAGAGAGAAUAAUUAAAAUUAACUACCUUUCAAGUUCUAUUUGUUAUUCGUAAUAGCGAAGAUGAAGAAGGGGGAAUGUUUGGAUUCUAUUUUUUUAAUGCUCUUGAUUAUUUUCAGAUGCAUCAAUUUCCAUUUUAUGUUACAAUCUAUUACCUUUGGAAGUAAGACACUUUUAUGGCGUUUGUCACUCAAGUAUAAAACCUAUUACAAAUAAGUAAUUACAUUCCAAGUUUAACGUAUGAUUCUCUUUUAUUGACUGUUUACAUAUUGUUAUUUUUUAUUUUGUUGAUCAUUCUAGACAUUAUUUAUGUUUCCUAUUCGUUUUCUCGUAAUCGAUUUUAUUGGCUCUGGCCCUUAUUAUUAUUAAAACAGAUUACUUCCUUUGUGGUAACUGUAGGAUUUUUACCUAUCACAGAGACCUUAACUUCCAUUUUAUAAUGCUAUGUAGAUCCAGAUACAGGAAAAUAUAUAAUAUAUGGUUACAAUAAUAUCUUUGUCGAAUGUUGGUAAAAUUGGCACACUUUUCACGCAAUUAUAGAUCUUACAUUCAUCGUAAUAUUUUCAAUAAUAUGCAGUAUUGUUGCAUAUGCAUUUUUUGAACCAGCUAUGAAUACUAAUGAUAGAUCUGCAAGAUAGGAUUCCAAUGGGGAAGUGGCCUUUAUUACAAAUAAAAUUACUUGCUAAUUAAUGUUUAGUUUACUUAGACCGAACUAUCCUGAAUAAGCAUGGAUUAUGGUUAUAACUUCUUUUGUUUUAUCACUUUGGUUAUUUAAACAAUAUAAUUUUAACGAUCCUUACUAUGAUUUUUAGGUUGGGUUAUUCUAUUGUAUUUGCAGCACACUGUAUUUAUGGGCUUGUUUUAUGUUGUUAGUUUGUAAAAUAUUGGAAUCUACUGAAUUUACUGGAGGAUUUAUUGCCUGGUUGAUUGGCGUUCCGUUUAUUAUUAGCAUUAUGUUGCUGACGAAAAAAUCGAAAAUUGAAACUCUGAUUAAAUCUUAAACAAAAUUUAGGAGUGGAGAGUAAAUUUGGAGUCAUAUCAGAUAUGUAUUGCAACUGAUAUAAAAUCAAGAGAAAGAUAGAAAUUCCUAUAUGUUGCUUAUUGGAUAUAUAGAAAAACACAAAGAGACUUGUAAUUAUGAUGACUGUCCUUUAAAAACUAAAUUAAAAUAAAGAAAGUCAGGAAAUUAAAACGAUAUUAAUGAAAUAAUUAGAGGGCUAAUUUAAGAAUUGGAUAGAAUGUUUGUAUAGGGUUUAAAAAAGUUUCCAAAUUCAACUUAUUUAAGAAUCUUUUAUGGACUAUUUUUGAUAGAAAGAAGAAACAAUAAAUAGAAAGCUUUAGAAUAAUUUGAGCUUGCUCAAUAUACUAAACCAGCUCUUUAUUAAUAGUUUAUUAUUUAUCGAUAUCAAAAAGAUAUUAAGAGUAAAGGGAUUAAUUCUUAAUAGGAGGAAGAUGAUGAUAUUGUUAAUGCAAUCGCAUUUAAAAAUUACUUGUCUUUAUGUGAAGAGAAAAUGAAGUUUUCUGCAAAUUUACAUAAGGAAUUUUGGAUAGAAUUAAAGGAAGACCAACCUGAUUUAGGGAGAUUAAUGAAUAUUGGUGCUAGAAUUAGUAGAGUAACUAAUGAAGCAAAAGAGAAUUAUGAAAAUAUGUAAAAAAUAAAUUCAAAUAUGCCAUACACGAUGUAAGUAUUUGGUAAUUUUAUGAUUCAUGUUAUGAAUGACUCUAAGGGAGGAAUCAAUUAAUUAAAUAAGGCAAAAUAAUUAAAAGAACAUCUAAAGAAAAACUAAUUAGGCCGUAAAGAUAUGAUAAAUUUUGAAACUGAUUAAAUCCCAUUCAUUUAUGCAAGUGCUAAGAAGUCAGAUCCAGGUAAUAUAUUAUAAAUGAAUUCAUUAUUUACAGUUUACUUUGGAUACUCUAAAGAAGAGAUAAUAGGAAAGAAGAUAAAUGUUUUAAUGCCUUAAAAAUAUGCAGAGAAUCAUGAUAAAUACAUGAGUAACUUCUUUGAUAAUUUUGUACUUAAUUUAAGAUAAGAAAUAGGGAUAUAAAGCGAAUAUCUUGAAGUAGAUUAGAAUAGAUUAUUUAAACACAAAAAUGGAUACCUUUUUCCAUUAACUUAUUAAGUAACAUUACAUUUAGAUUCCCUUGUAUAUAUUGCAACCUUCAAAUCAGAAGCAACACUAAAAACUUAAAUAUAUUUUGUGGUUGACAAAUUUACAUAGAUAAUAGAAAUGUCUUCAGGUGCUAUAACGUACUUUGAAUUAGAAUUGAAAAAUUUGGUAGACAAGAUAAAAUUGAAUGAUUAUAUCCCUGAUGUUUUGACUAAAAAUGCUAAAGAUGUCUUCUCUAAAAUCCCAAAUAAAGAUGGCUUCUAUUACUUCAAUUGCUAAGUAAAAGAAACUAUUUUACCAGUCUUCAAUCCAAAUGAUAGUGAUGAAGAAUAGAAGAAAAGUGAACGCACUGGAUUUUAUGUAGUUCGACUUGAUAAGAUUGAAAAAAAUGAAGCAAAUCUUAAAUAUAUGUUAAAAAAAGGAGUAUAACGUACAGGAAGUAUUAGUAAUCCAGAAUCAGAAUAAAUAAUGAAAGCCACUUCUUAACAAAAAGUACCAAAUUUGGGUAAUAUGAGUUCAGACAGUUAAGCUGCUCUUAGAAAUUAAGAUAAUUAAGAAGUAGAUACUAAUUUAUUGAGGUAUAUGCAAGAUUUGUACGAGAACCCACAAUUAGAUGAAAUUAGAGAUUUAUUUAAAUAAUGUAAUGAAGAAACUGAGAGUGUUCCUUCAAUUAAUUUAGCUGGAGGCAUUCUCACAAAGAGAUACAUUAAUGGCUAAAUUGUAAGUAUUAAUGAGGAUUAGGAAUAAUUAUUUUUAUAAAUCUUAGAGGAAGAAGAAGAGUAUAAUUCAUUAUUCAGAAAUUAAGGAAAUGAUUUUGAAGAUGAGGAUGAUUACAAAUUAUUUACUUAUAAUAAUUCUGCUAAUAUAAUUCAAAUUGCUUUAUAAACUCAUCAUAAACAUCAAGAAAUAACAACUUUUAAGAUUUAUUCAUCUUUAUGGAUUGUAUUCAUUUUGGCUAUGACAAGUUUGCAACAAUACUUUUGUUCUCAAUAAUUCAAUGAUUAUAGGAUAGACGUCAAUAUCUUAUAAUAAAUAAACAAUUAGCUGAUUGAAAUCAAUAGAUUAACUUCUAGAGUUUUAGAUUUGGCUAUUUAUUCUGCCAAUCUGUACACGUAUAAUAUUACUGAAAUAGCAAAUGAUAUAUCAAUGUCAGCUUCCUCUGUUAUUGAUUUCAAUUCUGCUAUGAAUUCAAUAGAUUAUUUAAAUUUUUAAUCAUAAUUUGAAGAUGAAAUAUCAUUUAGAUUUUAUACUGAUUUUGCAUAUUAAGAUGAUGCUUUAAGACUUGAAACAGCAUUAGUUGUUUUUUGUUCCUUAGCCUUAAAUUCUUCAGUAGCCAAUUAUCAAUCUAUCAGUUUUGAUAAUAUUUAUUAUUAAGGAGUAGUCCACAAUUAUUUUGAUGUGCUUUAUGAAAAAUUAUGCGACAUUUCUGGUUCAACCUAUUAUAAUAUCAAAGAUAUUAUGGAUUACCCACAAGUGGAUUUAUUGAUUUUAUUAUCAGCUUCAAUAUUUGUAUCAGUAAUGGCUAUGAUCAAAUUUAUAUUUCUAAUGUUUGCCAUCAAAACAAAAAGAGAAAAUAUUUUAUUUCUUUUUUUGGAUAUUCCAACCUAUCAUUUAGAUGUACUAUAUAAAAAAUGUGACAGAUUUCUGAAAAACUAUGUAAGUAUUGAGGAAAUGUAAAAUAAAUAAGAAUAACAAGGUUAUGAAAGUUCAGAAGAUGAAAAUGAAUUUUAAGAGGAAAAAAUUGAAGUCUUAAAAGCACCAGAUGAGGAUGAAUCUGAUAUCUUAUUGAGGUAAACUUAAAAUAGAAAAAAAAUUAUUAAAAAAUAUAGAUAAAAUAGGCUAAAAGGAAAUUAAGGCAUUAUUAUUCAAUUUUUCGUUAUUUCUGUUUUUACCUUAGUAUUCACUGUUUAUAACAUACUUGGAAGCCAGUCCUAGUAAUCAUAGAUAAACUUCCUUUUGCCUCAAUAUUAUUAAAGCCUAUUCACAAUAAAUAAUUAUGGCUAUUAUAUAAAUAUACAAAAAUUGAUGAUGCUUGAUUACACAAAUCAAAUAAAGGGAGUUCAAGUUUCUGAAUAUGCAAUUAAUAACCUCACUAUCUUUACUGGAAAUGCUGAAAAAAUGAAUGCGUUUAACUUUGAUAUCUUAUCUGAAUUAUAAGCAUUCAGGGACAAAUACAUCAAUAUUUAUUAUGGCAAUCUAUGUGAAUAAAUAAUCAAGACUGCUGAGGUUGAUUAAUGUUAGAAAAUCAUUAAUUCAAAUUUAUAAUUAGGAAUUUACAACACUGAAUCUUAUUUUUUGGAAUAUUUUAGAAUCAAUAUUCAAAAUUUUUAUUAGAAUACUACCUAGAAUUCUCCUUUAUUGAAUGCAACUCAAUUCUUUGAAAUUGAUAGAGCAUUAUAUAAUUACGUAUAUGAUGCUAUUACCAAUAUCAUCACUUAUGAGAGGGAUCUAAUUACUAGUGGAAUGGAUAACAUCUCAUACAUUCAAUUGAUCCUAUUAAUAAUAUUUAUAGUGCUUUUAGUGGCCAUUUUUUUAUUUAUAUGGAUUCCGUUUUUGAAUGGACUAAAUACUUAAAUUAAUUAAACCAUAGAGAUGCUCAAUAUGAUUCCAUUGGAAGUAGUGAAGGAGAAUAAGAGCAUACGUAGAUUUGUGAAAUCUUUGAUAAAAUCAAUGAAUAAAUGA
Messenger RNA from Paramecium tetraurelia, 4842 nucleotides. RefSeq lists its product as uncharacterized. The record is from RefSeq and is a predicted model, not a curated record. The transcript is spliced from 5 exons. Lineage: Eukaryota; Ciliophora; Oligohymenophorea; Peniculida; Parameciidae.